Messenger RNA from Limulus polyphemus (Atlantic horseshoe crab), 3721 nucleotides. RefSeq names its product homeobox protein slou-like. The coding region runs from base 13 to 1032 and encodes 339 amino acids. NCBI's taxonomy places the organism in Eukaryota, Metazoa, Arthropoda, Merostomata, Xiphosura, Limulidae. The transcript has 2 exons. The record is from RefSeq and is a predicted model, not a curated record. Gene Ontology annotation, biological process: cell differentiation; regulation of transcription by RNA polymerase II. Gene Ontology annotation, cellular component: nucleus. Gene Ontology annotation, molecular function: DNA-binding transcription factor activity, RNA polymerase II-specific; RNA polymerase II cis-regulatory region sequence-specific DNA binding.
GCUUAGAGUCAGAUGCAGACGGGUCAAGACGCUGACCACAUGACGUUAGCGGGUCCUCACGCACGAGCUGGUUUUGGCCAGACAACUGGACGAACGCUGCAGUCAGAUCAAAGAGUGCCCCUUUCAGAUAGUAUGGACCUAACACUGAGUUUUGGUUCGCAGAAAGGAACAAACUCAGAUAGUGCUAGUCCUCCCGCACAUAAAGCGGACACCACUCGGAGUCCAUCGGCUCAAGAACUGGCCGAGGCAAAGCGAACUAGGCCGCAGCCUCGUAACCCUCACACAAUGACACCCUUCUCCGUGGACGAUAUCUUAGAUCCCGCUAAGUUUAGGGGAACGACUUGCUCCCAUCUACCCUGGUUCCCCGCUAUCCACACGGACUCGGAGCUAGAGCAGGAAGAUGACGAUGAUGACGAGCAGCGUGUGGACGUCGACACUGACCCAGAGAAUGAAGUCUCAAGAGUAUCCAGCACUAACAAUGAAUCGAAUGACCAGCCUGAUAAUAGCGACAAAGCGUCAGAAGGUGACCGCUUGCCAUCAGGAGAUAAAGAAGGAGCAAAAUCUAGCAAGAAGAAGAAGUCCGCCACGAGUGAAAACAAGGCGGGAAAACCUCGCCGAGCUAGGACUGCGUUUACUUACGAACAGCUCGUGGCUCUCGAGAACAAGUUCAAAACAACCCGAUAUUUGUCAGUAUGUGAGCGCUUAAACCUAGCUCUGUCAUUGAGACUUACUGAGACCCAGGUCAAAAUCUGGUUCCAAAACCGGAGAACCAAAUGGAAGAAGCAGAACCCAGGAAUGGACGCCAAUAGCCCUACGAUACCUCCCUCCUCUACAUGUAACCUAUCUAACGGGUACCCAGCCAUGCCGCACUAUCAGCCACCGGCCACGGCUGGACUUUUCUACGGCUCUCAGUUCCCGUACCUUGCGGCAGCCGGCGCUGCCGGUCUCCCAUACGCUAUGCUGUCUCCCGCAUCGGCUGCUCAGCAGUUCGGAGUAGCUCACUCUUACUUUUCACAUCUAGGCCGCUCGUGAAUUUGACGAGAUGACCGCAAAAACUUUAAUGGUGCAAUGUAAACUUAAAUACCCAAUGAAUUAUUUAUGAUUCAUAUGUAAAUAUGUCUCUACCUAUAUAACUACAAAAUCAUCACGGCUCGUUUAUUGGGCUUUCUCGCCGUGUCAGUGAUGUUUUAACUUGAAAGAAGUUAACAAUCAAUAUUUCUUUCUGGACAAAAUACUGCAAGUUUGGUGCCAAAUAAUUCUCGUGUUCUGACAGUUUUUCUUCCCUGGUUGUCAAAUUAUGGCUGCGCAAGUUCCGCAACAACCGACAAGGAACGUUCUUAUACGGCAACAGGUAAUGGCCGUCGUUGACCCCCACCCCCACCCCGCUCUCCCUUGGUUACCCACGUCAUAACCUCCAUGGAGAAAGACGUGAACUCUCUUGAUUUUCAGCGACUUGAUGAGGAUGAUGUGUUUGUAUUAUUUGAAUUAGACCGUUACUAUAGAAACCGACUAACAAAACGGACCUGCACGCCUCGGUAUAAUUACUUAUUUGUGUUAAUUUCGUGACGUAAUAGCCUCUAAGUGUUCCGCUGCCAAUAAAGUAAUCAAGGACGUUUACUUCGGACUGCGCGUGUUUGAUACACUAAACACAGAUGAUUUUAAGAUACACUUUUCAUAUUGUGCAAGUGUUUAGCAAUGUACAAGAUCGUUAAACAUAAAUAAAUCAAAAUAUAUAUGGUUAAAGAAAGAGUGAACCAGCUGUUACUUAAAGGGUAGUUUCCUGACUACCAGUAUGUCAGCAAACAAUACUAUUACCGUGAUCGGAUCUUUAUUUAUAUAUAUAUAGAUAUAAAUGAGUCUGUCUUUUUCUAACUAGUUUUACUUCAUCGGUUUUCUUGCUUUCAAACUUAGCUCCCUGCACACAAAUAAUCUCUUGGCAGAAGUGUUUUUAAAACAUAAAACAGGAUCCAAGCUUCAACAACUUUAGAGAUAUAAAUAUAGCAUUGUGUCUCCCACGCUGUGUAUUUUCAGAAUACGUGUGUUUGUAUUUCGUAGGCUUAUGGGUUCAAAUGCUGCGUUUUCAGAAUACGUGUCUCGUAGAUUGUGGGUUCUAACGCCGUAUUUUAGUGCGUGUUUCACAGGUUUGGGAUUCGAAAGCCAUAUUUUCAGAAUAUUUGGAAUUUCGAUGUUUAAACGUCUAGAACUUAUAAGGUAAUUUUGUACAGCGUCAUUAAUUCUUUUUCCCACAUAGUUAAUUAUGAAAUACCAGUACAAAAAUAGAACGGAGUAUUCUUGAUAACUUUUACAUAAAACAGUUCGACGGUGUGUUUGCAUAAAGUCUGUUGCUAAACUGCCUAUCCAAAUACUCGCACUGAAUUCUCAGUCAGUUAGGCCUAGCUCAUUAAGGUUCACACUAUAUAUGGUGUCCAUAAUGAAGUUUCAUUCAUACUAUAUAUGGUAUCCAUAAUGAAGUUUCACUCAGUUAGUCUUAUCUCAGCAUAGAUGCUAAAUUUGAUGUCAUUCGUUAAACCUAAUUCACACGCUUUGGUACGUACGUUUUCUACCAAAUCUUUUUAUUUUAAGUAUGCUAAAUGCGGUUAAUCAGAAAUACAACAUUAGCACUCUAACGUCCUUUAUACUUGUACAAAACAUACUUAAUGUGUGUUAAUGUGCUCCAUGUGUACACAACGCUUGGUUUUCAGCGUCAUUUAAAAACUUUUGAAGUGAAUAAAAAGGUUGUAUUUUUAGACCUUUGUACGAAAUUUUCCGAGUCCCAAUGGAACGCCGAAGUACAGUACUUAUAGACGAGGGAAAACGCCUAACGGUAGUUAUAGCGUGUUAAAUAACACAACCCAAUCAUCGUACUUGUACUACGUAUACGAAGGUCGAAAGUCAACACAUAUAUAAAGUGCUAUAUAAAACUUCGGUAUAUUUAUUAAAAUCAGAGUUCCAGGAAAAGUUCUCUGUCUUUGGUUAUAGAUUAAAAUACAAUGCAACUGAUAUCUACGUGUCUUUAUCGCACUGGUACUUAUUCUGUGAUUAGCUGUUAGUGAGUCCAUUUCAGUGAUUACUCAUAUAGUUGAUACUUUCUUUUUAAUGAUUUAAAGAACAGAUUGACAUUAAAUUUAACCAUUAUCUUGAAAAAUCACAGUCCAUAAAACGUGUUCAUAGCUACGAGAACUGUUAAUGUUUUCUUUGGCAUAUUCUAUUCAGCAGUUUUUCAGGAAUGUUUCCGACCCUCCAGCUUUGAUGACCCAAUUUCUAAUGAUGAUUUUAUUUGGUUCUCCUGAAACUCGUGUUCCCCUUAUUUGAGGUCUUCCCACUACCCAUAUAAGUUGUGUUCGUAUGACCUGCAUUUUUGUCUAUUUGCUUUUAAGCUAGGAUUGGAACAUGUAAGUUUCAUGCUGAAUAAUAAACGGUAUGUAAUAUCAAUAUUGAAAGUGGUUUUGAUUGAGGACUCGUGUUUUGUUUAGCAGAGUCUCUAAUGUAAGCUCUACUUUGCUGAUGGUAUUGAAAAUUCAGGCCUGUACCAGGCCACGUAGCACCAAGUGGCGCGUGCGACAGCUCCUUUCUGACCUUUUUAAAACAAAAUGAAUAAUUCUUAAAUAAAACCGAUCUCCACUAGCAUCGUACAAACGAUCAUCUAAUAUUGUCUUUUUAAGAUAUUUUCUAAGCUGAUUAUAUAUAUAUAUAUAUAAUUUUUUUUUGCGAAACAUCUUAU